Messenger RNA from Fusarium oxysporum Fo47, 3738 nucleotides. RefSeq lists its product as uncharacterized. Gene Ontology annotation, biological process: potassium ion transmembrane transport. NCBI's taxonomy places the organism in Eukaryota, Fungi, Ascomycota, Sordariomycetes, Hypocreales, Nectriaceae. Bases 1 to 3738 code for a protein of 1245 amino acids. Gene Ontology annotation, molecular function: oxidoreductase activity; potassium ion transmembrane transporter activity. The transcript has 4 exons. The record is from RefSeq and is a predicted model, not a curated record. Gene Ontology annotation, cellular component: plasma membrane.
AUGACUUGCUGCGGAAAUAGGAAGAAGCAGGUUGUGGGGAUUGCUGACCAGAAAUGGGAAUAUAUCAAUCUUCGCGACUUUAAAAGCCGCGGAUGCGGAACUGUAUUCGCUUAUAUCUACCUGUGGCUUAUGCUUCUCGUUUCAGUUGCUGUCUAUGUCGUUGACAGUUUUACUGCCGUCAAUCUACUCGUGUUCGAUCGUUGGUCUUCAAAGAUCGAUCCUGCCAUCUCCUUCGACGUCACGAAAUGGAUCUUCUCUAUUUGCAUUAUUCUCUCAUUCAUCAACCUAGCUUACGAGGGUUUCCGCGCCUUUCGGGUUAUCAGACGAGGCAAUGUUGCGGAAUCCUAUCUUGAUAGCUUAGCUGUUCGAUGGGAAUCAAUUCGACUUGGUUCGCAAGGUUGGAAAAGAUUCCUAGUCUUUGCUGAACUCACCAAAAGUAAAGAAGGCGCACAAUACAUUGCGCUUUUCACAUACUUCAACUUUCAAGCCUGGAUCCGAGUCAUCAUCUGCUCAGGCCCUCGUCAGGUUCUCAAUGCUUUCACACUCAAGUCAGUGUAUGAGGCACAAUUGACGCCUACAGCAGACAAUGUGGGCGAGUCCAUUACUGGAUUCUUUGAGAAAAUCAAGAUCCUAGCCGAAGAAGAUUAUCAACAGGCACUUAUCCUCUCGGGAAUGUGUUUCACUCUGGUUAUCUGGGUGUUUUCUGCGCUCUUUCUUCUCGCAGCCGUUCUGUUUUGGGUAUUCUUUUUGUACCAUUGGAUUCCUGCAGCCGACGGUGGUCUUUCUGGAUACUGCGAGCGGAAGGUCACCAAGGCGUUGAUGAAGAUUGUCACAAAGACGGUCAACAAAGCUCUAGCUAGGGAGGAGGCCAGCCGCUUCAAGGCUGAAGUCAAAGCGGCCAAGAAGAAUGGAGAGAAGCCUCACCUCGAUCGAGCUGCCACCCUACCCACUCUGCCAAACGUUGGCCCAGUCACCAAGAUGGAUCACCCACCAAUGCUCAACCGUAACGACACCAUGAUGACACUGCCGCCUUACACUUCACGCCCCGGUACGCCAGGUGGCAUGGAGAACGCACCCCCAGCUUCAGAACGAACUGUGCCGUCUAGACAGGGCACUACGGCAUCUAUCGCGAGCUACGCAUCCCGAGCCACUUCUAGAUCUGGAGGUGGAUAUGGACGGAUUGCAUCCCCCGUGCCUGAUGUGCCUCCCAUUAACUACCAGGGACACACCCAGCCCCGAUCUAUCACAGACAGGCAUGAUAACUUUGGUUCUUAUCCUGCAAAUCAAAUGGCAAUGGACCCAAUAACAUCUCUUCCUGGUCGAUUUACAGAGAGCCCUGGCCCAAUGAACUCUGAUAUGGCACCUUUCUUCCCUCCCCCGACUCGCGCUCCCAGCGCUCGCCCUAUGGAUAACUUUUCGCAGCCCAUGGGAACAUUUCCUUCAGCCCAGGCACCCCAAUACCAAGCUUACAAUCCUGGAGGUCGCAUGAGCACUGCAUCAUCUGUGAACUCUCAUCAGGGCGGAGCCGCAAUGCAACGGCCCUUCAAUCCUCCGGUACGAAGUGCCACAGGGCCAGUACCUUUUCGGGGACCUCCACAAAGGAACUUGACGAACCCAAUGCCGCCUCGUGCAGCAUCUGCGAGACCUGAAAGGGCUCCUCCCUAUAACUAUGACGUCGAAUCUCAAAGACCAGGGGGUUGUGUGGUCAACUACGCCCUUAAAAGAGAAAAGUCCACGGCUGACGAUUUGUCGACAGCAGGAAGUCAAUCUUGGUUGCUGACAUACACUGAUGACAGAGAAUUGACUAAGUCGAAGGUUUUAAAGGGCGGCAUGACCAAGCUCUUUCUUCUGAACAUACUCUUCCCCAGUCUUGCACUGAGCUUACAAUACGCGUUUCAAAGUCAUUUACUACAGUCAUACGGAUCCUUUAUUCAAAACAAUAUGCCCUCGGCGACAUCAGAAUGGCACGAUGGCGAACUGGCCGUGCAAAAGCAACUCAAAGUCCCCACAAGAGGAAAUCCAACGUUUCCAGGUUUAGCACCCCAAUAUGGCAUGCGAGUGAUGCAGUCGCCCUUGGUAGCUCUCGGAACGCUAGAUAGCGAGGGCCGCCCAUGGACUACAGUAUGGGGCGGAGACCGGGGCUUCGCGAGGCCAGUAGCUGAAGGCGUACUCGCGUUUAACAGCUCAGUUGAUACUCGCCACGAUCCUGUUUUCAAAGCUCUGUGGGACGGGAUUGAUGACGACGGCGUGAAACAAGGCGCCAUUAACAGGCCAAAUGGAGGCGAAGGCAAGAGAAUGGCAGGACUGUCUAUCGACCUGGAGACCAGAGAUCGCGUGAAGCUGGUAGGAAACAUGAUUGCUGGUGCAACAGUCGAGGAAGGCAGGGCAGUACAGAUGGCCAUGGCUGUGACCGAGAGCCUGGGCAACUGUCCGAAAUAUCUCAACAAGAAGGAUGUUGUGCCUAAUGAGAUGGCACCAGAGCUUGUCUCGGACAAGCUGCCCUUGUCACAGGAGGCCCUAGACCUGGUUGCAGCGGCAGACAUGUUCUUCUUGUCGAGCACAAAUGGGGUCACAAUGGAUACAAAUCAUCGCGGAGGAAGUCCUGGGUUCAUGAGGAUUAUCAAGAACGAAGACGACGGGUUGGAACUGAUAUAUCCAGAAUUCUCUGGCAAUAGACUAUAUCAGACACUCGGCAACUUCAGAGUGAAUCCACUGGUUGGCAUCGCUAUUCCAGAUUACAACACAGCCAACGUUCUUUAUGCCACGGGCAGCGCAUCGAUACUUGUUGGUGAUGAGGCUUCUUCUUAUCUUGCAAGAACAAAACUUGCCGUCAAGAUCUCAAUUACUGCCGCAAAGUUCGUCAAGUCGGGACUACCUUUCCGAGGUGCGCUGGGCGAAUACUCGCCUUACAACCCUCCUGUCCGUCACUUGCUCUCAGAGCACGAUGCACAUAUUGCCGAUGCAUCAUCAAAUGGUAUCACGGCAAGCUUAACUAAGCGCGAAGUUCUUACGCCGUCCAUUGACCGAUACACCUUUGAGCUAUCUUCGACACAGCCUAUCAAUGCAUGGCACGCAGGACAGUAUAUCACCUUGGACUUUGAGCAGGAAGUGUCGAGUGGCUACAGUCAUAUGGCCGAUCAUGAUCCUCAAAGUAUCAACGAUGACUACGUUCGAACGUUUACUGUGUCAAGCCCACCAGAGAACAGUAAGGAGGUACAAAUCACAACAAGGAAACAUGGUCCGGUAACGAACUUCCUAAGAAAGCACAACCCUCGUGUGCCUUUGGAGAUACCAGUGAUUGGCUUUGGCGGCGAAGAGGGUUUCCGCAUCCCUUUGGAAUCAAAUGGCUCUCAAUCUGUCUUUAUCGCCGCUGGUGUAGGAAUUACGCCUGUCCUUGCACAAGCACCAGCUGUACUUCAACACAAAGCUCCAUUUGCGCUGCUCUGGACUCUACGCUACGAGGACUUACCGCUCGCGACUGACACGUUCUCGAGAAUCCCAGGGCUGUCCAAUGUGACUACACUCUUCGUCACUGGUCAGCGGGAUAAGGUGGACUUGUUGGAGGAGGUCGAGCAGGCUGGGACACGGGUAGUAAAGCGACGAAUAACCGCUGAUGAUGUUGAGAGAUUCAAGGGCCAAAACGCCCGUUUCUUUCUGUGCACAGCGCCAGCUCUGCUGGCUGCACUGGAAGGCUGGUUGCUGGGAGAGAAGGUUGUCUGGGAGGACUUUGGAUAUUGA